Molecule: messenger RNA, 2165 nt
Organism: Suricata suricatta (meerkat)
Lineage: Eukaryota; Metazoa; Chordata; Mammalia; Carnivora; Herpestidae
Gene: SLC15A4
Product: solute carrier family 15 member 4
Exons: 10
Coding region: 1-1356 (451 amino acids)
Biological process (GO): histidine transport; oligopeptide transport; transmembrane transport
Cellular component (GO): membrane
Molecular function (GO): L-histidine transmembrane transporter activity
Source: RefSeq, a predicted model, not a curated record
AUGGGAGCGCCGAGGGGCGGGUCUCGCGAGAAGCGGGACAGCCGCGGCGACCAAUGGGAGUUCCUGGAGGGCGGGCCGCGCUCCCGCUACUGCGCGCCCGCCGCGCUGACCGCGUUGGCUCUCGUGGGCCUGGGCGUGGGCGCCGUCAAGGCCAACGUCACGCCCUUCGGCGCCGACCAGGUUAAAGACCGAGGUCCAGAAGCCACGAGAAGAUUUUUUAACUGGUUUUAUUGGAGCAUUAACCUGGGAGCAAUCAUUUCGCUGGGGGGCAUCGCCUACAUCCAGCAGAACGUGGGCUUUGUGGCCGGCUACCUCAUCCCCGCGGUCUGCAUCGGGGUGGCCUUCCUGGUCUUCCUCUGCGGCCAGAGCGUCUUCAUCACCAAGCCGCCCGAUGGCAGCGCCUUCACACAGGUGUUCAGGAUUCUGGUGUACUCCUGCCGGCCCCAGCAGCGGCCCGGGGAGCGCGGUCCGAGGGGCGAAGGCGUUGGAGCCCUUCCGCACCCUUCUAAACACAGUCUGUUUGAUUCAUGUAAGAGGUCUCGCGGAGGGCCGUUUACGGAAGACACGGUGGACGACGUGAAGGCCCUUGUGAAGAUCAUCCCCGUCUUCUUGGCCUUGAUUCCCUACUGGACCGUGUACUUCCAAAUGCAGACCACGUACGUUCUGCAGAGUCUUCACUUGAAGAUUCCGGCCAUUUCCAGCAUCACCGCCACGCCUCACACGUUCCCGGCGGCCUGGCUGACCAUGUUCGACGCGGUUCUCAUCCUGCUCCUGAUCCCCUUGAAGGAUAAGCUGGUGGACCCCGUGCUGCGGCGGCACGGCCUGCUCCCGUCCUCCCUGAAGAGGAUCGCCGUGGGGAUGUUCUUCGUCAUGUGCUCCGCCUUCGCCGCAGGGAUUUUGGAAAGCAAAAGGCUGGACCUUGUGAAAGAGAAAACCAUUAAUCAGACCAUCGGAAAAGUCGUUUACUACGCUGCCGACCUGCCCAUAUGGUGGCAGGUCCCCCAGUACGUGCUCAUCGGCGUCAGUGAGAUCUUCGCCAGCAUCGCAGGUCUGGAGUUCGCCUACUCGGCGGCCCCCAAGUCCAUGCAGAGCGCCAUAAUGGGCCUUUUCUUCUUCUUCUCCGGCGUCGGCUCGUUCGUGGGCUCCGGCCUCCUGGAGCUGGUGUCCCUCAAAGCCAUCGGCUGGAUGAGCAACCACACCGACUUCGGGAACAUUAACGGCUGUCACCUGAACUACUACUUCUUCCUCCUGGCCGCCAUCCAGGGGGCCACCCUCCUGCUCUUCCUCAUCGUGUCCGUGAGGUACGACCGCCAGCGGUCCCGGGCCAGCGGAGCGCCCGCCGCCAGGAGGACCUGACGUCCCGAGGACGGACGGCGGCCGCGCACCGGCCGGCAGGGCUUGCGGUGGCCGCGCAGGGGGGGCCCCGAUUCGUGCACGGCCCCGCCCUCCUCCCAGAUGAGCUGGGUAAGUGCCUUUCUGCGGGCCCCCUCCGGUCCACGGGGCCUCCUCAAGGUCUCCCUGAGCCCCGCGGACGGGGACCCGCGGCGGCGCCUCCGAGGGCCCGGUGGCCGCGCGCCUGUCUCACCCGCAUCCUGGCGCUCGAAGCGGACGCUCCCGUUUCCUUCGCACAGACGGUCAUCUCUCUCUCUGUUUCCCUUCUGGUUAACAAGCGCCUGCUCAUCUUGAGGAAAACGGGAGGGCCUCGCGGGAGACAAAGGGCCCGACCUGCGGGCUGUGUGUCCAGCCGCGCUGCGGCCCCUCCCCCACGCCGCCCGUCUUGCCAGUGCCGGCUCUUCGGUCGUGAGGGUGUUUUAUCUGCGGCUUCAGAAACUCACUUUCUAAACCAUUGACGACUUGUUUUCUGACGAGAGAAGGUGCGUCGGGAAAUCCUAAGAGCGUGUCCCGCCUCGGGCCUCCAGACGCCCUGCAGGGUGUCCUGCUCCGUGUCCCGUCUGGCCUGCUGUGCGGUCGUCCUGGGCCCUGCGGAAGGUGACGGCGCAUAGGGAGACCGCCAUCUGGACAGAGCGAGCGCAACUCGGGCCCCCGGCCGCCGGCAGUGUUAAGUGUUCCGUGUGCACUUGGACCGUCUGGGGUCUGUGUUGUUAUUUCAUGUGGAUGUGGGGCUCUAAUUUUGUUAAAUAAACUCCUGUCUAUUUGUUGCUGCA